AUGCCUGUUCCUCUGCGAUCAAUGCUAUCUACAGGACGCUGUACACGCCUCCUGCUUUCCUCCAGAUUCGCUUCGACGGCUCCACCUCGCCACAUUUUCGGUGACCCCUCUGUGGGUAUUGGCUGUCUGCCUUUAGCACCGGAGGAGACACAGGCGGAGCGUGAGCUGCUCAACUCGCUGCCAGAGUUUCAGGAGGCUGCGCAGGUUCUACUAGGUCAGGGCAGCGAUGAAGCGCGGCUGUUGCCCAACCACCUGCGCGCCGAGAAGGCUCUGCCCAAGCUCCAGCGCACAGUGGAGAUCUGUCGCUCGACGAUGGGCUUCCAGAGUGUGUAUCUACAAGCAGCACUGCGUCAUCUAGUGUCCACGCUCUUCAUGAAGGGCGACGUGGCUGAGGCUACGAAGGUCAUGCAGGAACGUGGCGACGUCAUGCAGUGGCCAAUGGCCGAACACGAGCGAAUGUUGCGUCUGCUACUGCGCUCGAAUCUGCCUAACGAGGCGAAAGCUUGGUGCAAGAAAGAAGAGUUCACUAAGCAGUUCCCUCGCGACGCAACGGUGCCGCUCAAGUGGACGCUGUACGAGCUCAUUGGCACCGAGUUAAGUGGAGGUGCCGAACAACUGGCCAAAGCCGUUGACGACCCGCUAUUCGUCCAAGCUGUGGAGACGCUGCGAGAGAAGAAGGAUGUGGUAUUGAAGCACGAAGAAGCCAGCAACUUGAAAGCCAACGAAGUGCAGCUAGGGCGAGAGAUUCCCUACUUGUUAGCUCAGUACGCGUCGCUGUCUGUGGCCAGCUCGCGAGCGCUAGAGAGGGAUCCGAAGGCGGACCUUAAGGCCUCCCCAACGGACCAACAACUAGUGAGUCUAAACCAGGCUGAAGUGCUGUAUAAGGAAGCACUGGAGUGGGUCGAGAAGAUUGCAGCUGAAGAAGGCAAGGACGCGCUGCUGGCGUCAGGACCCAACGCCCCUUUCGGAGCUUGGGUCGAGACGAACAUUGGCGAGUUGCUGCUGCGCAAAAACAAGCCUGAAGAAGCGAUGGAGUGGCUCGGCAAGGCUCUGAGUACACUGCAGGCCGAACACACUGGCGUUGGAGGCAGCGCUCUUGCUAUGACUCGCGUACUUGGCCAGAUCGCGAGAGGUAGCCAUGUCAUGGGCCAAGCUGUGACGAGUGAAGGGCUGUUUGUUACAGUGGUCGAGACGUUUGAGCGCGAGUCAAAGCUUUGUGCCACCGAUCGUGUCGAGUUUGCGCGUGUGUUGCGUGCUUAUGGCGAUCUGCUGUCCAAUUGGGACAAGCGCGAAGCUGGAGCUGCGAAACGCUAUGCGCAGGCCGAGAAAGUGGAGCACGAGCUGGCAGAAAUGUGCAAGGCAAACCAGAGCACCGUCGCGUUGCACCCCAUUUUUUAUUUGCCGCUGUAAGACGAAGUUGGAAUGUGACGUCGGCAGUUUGAGCCGCAGUAAGGAGCUGUCGAUGCUGCCCACAGAGUGGAAAUGAACUCGGACCUGGAACACUUACUGACAAUCUGUAGCUUUGUAUCGACAAUACUGUAGUUCCUCAGUCCAUGUCGACGGCAACGUAGUCGUGACGGUAUGGGGGACUCUGAGCGUGUCGACGCGUUGGCUGCACGCCACUUUGAAUAACUCGCUCGACUC
Phytophthora infestans T30-4 is the source of this 1644-nucleotide messenger RNA. RefSeq lists its product as uncharacterized. Gene Ontology annotation, molecular function: protein binding. The transcript has 2 exons. NCBI's taxonomy places the organism in Eukaryota, Oomycota, Peronosporomycetes, Peronosporales, Peronosporaceae. The record is from RefSeq and is a predicted model, not a curated record. Bases 1 to 1410 code for a protein of 469 amino acids.